AUGGUACAGAGGCCCAUACUGGUGACUAGCUUCUGUCCAGAGGGACCGGUGGAAGCGCCAAAAUUCUCGUACCUGCUGCGGGCUUUAUGCGAGAUGUACAAGAACCAGACAUUCAAGACGUACCUGGGCUUUUCCCCAUUCGUGAUUAUACAGGACCCUGAAAACGCUGAGGUCCUUCUUUCAAGCUCAGAGAACCUGAGGAAGCCCUUGUUUUACACUUUCACCAUACCGUGGUUGGGGCCAAGAAAUAUGCUUUAUAUCGCAGGAAACGUUUGGCGCUACAAAAGGAAGUUCCAGAUGCCUGCCUUUCAUUCAAAGACUUUGGAGAAAUUCAUGGACGUAAUAAACGAACACGCAGACAGCAUGGUUGAGCGCCUGGAAGAAGCGAGUGUCAAGAAAGAGCUGGCUCCUAUACAAGAAAUUGUCAAACGAUGCAGUCUGGAUCUCAUCGGAGAAGUCUUGAUGGGUGUGAACUUGAAUACUCAGAAGAACCAGAACAGCCAGUAUGGCGAAUAUAUUGCUGGAAUAACGUUUUUGAUGGCAGUGCGCGCCUUCCGACCUUGGAUGUGGCUUAACAGCAUCUACAACUACUCUUUCGAAGGCAUGUGGUUCCGAAAAAUGGUCAGUGGAAUCAAUGACUUCAAUCUAAGGAAAUCGAUGGUUCCUCCAAGCGAAUCUUGA
Molecule: messenger RNA, 681 nt
Organism: Rhipicephalus microplus (southern cattle tick)
Lineage: Eukaryota; Metazoa; Arthropoda; Arachnida; Ixodida; Ixodidae
Product: cytochrome P450 4c3-like
Molecular function (GO): heme binding; iron ion binding; oxidoreductase activity, acting on paired donors, with incorporation or reduction of molecular oxygen
Source: RefSeq, a predicted model, not a curated record